Molecule: messenger RNA, 168 nt
Organism: Penicillium digitatum Pd1
Lineage: Eukaryota; Fungi; Ascomycota; Eurotiomycetes; Eurotiales; Aspergillaceae
Source: RefSeq, a predicted model, not a curated record
AUGAUCGGCAGUAUCCACACCUACAGCUUCAAUGAUUCCAGAAAUGGACCAACAACAAUUUUGUUUUUUAUCUCAUCUUCAAGUGUCUUGGUAAUCCCCGCUUCCCCAAGUCUGACUUCACGUCUUUCGAAAGUCCUAAUCGUUGAAAUUGUUCAAAUGGUAUCCUGA